This is a messenger RNA of Diorhabda carinulata, 3672 nucleotides long. RefSeq names its product trafficking protein particle complex subunit 11 (gene gry). The record is from RefSeq and is a predicted model, not a curated record. Gene Ontology annotation, cellular component: cytoplasm. NCBI's taxonomy places the organism in Eukaryota, Metazoa, Arthropoda, Insecta, Coleoptera, Chrysomelidae. The transcript has 14 exons.
AGUUUUAGGUUAAUUUUUCAUAGACAAUUAUGUGAAUCCGUAUCAAAACAACUAAUAAAACAAACGUACGUACUAAAUAACAAGUAGAUAAAAGGAAAAUGCAACCUAAUAUACUGCAUAAUGAGACAGAUCUUCCACCAGAACUUUCUGUUAAGCCAUUAGUGUUAGUCGGAAUAUCUGGUUUAGAUAUAGUAAAUAAUGCUGUACACAAAUCCAUUUGGGAAACUUUCAGCGGUAGCCGGAGAAUAGAAAGAGCCCCAGUUUUAUUUAAAUUAGUAGAUAAUGCUCACGAAUUUCCUGUAAUGAAGCCAAGAAGGACUUCUUAUGAUUGGUAUAUACCAAAAGGUAUAUUAAAAAAGAAUUGGAUGAAGAAGCACCUCUAUGAAGUGCCAGCAGUUAUUGUGAUAUUUUAUGAUUUAGAUUGGCAUGAUCCUCAAUGGAAUGAAAAAAUGAUCGAAUGCGCUUCUAGAGUUCAGUCUAUGAGAGCAGCCUUAGAAGGUCGUAAUACUAGAUUAACAAUUGUACUUAUACAAAAUUGUACGCCAUUACCCCCGGGAGAAGAUGCUUUAGCAGCUGAACGUGCAGCUGCUUUGUGCUCUAGCUGUGAAUUAAAUUCACAAUCACUAUUUGUAUUACCCCACGGAGACCAUUUACAAGGUUAUGCUAUUAGACUUGAAAACGCAUUUUUUGAAUUUGCACAAACUUAUUACCACAACGAGGCUAAAAAAGUUAAAUCGCAUAAAGAGCAUUUAAAUAAAAACUCUCAUCAAUAUCUUUUUAUUAGGCAUCAUUUUAAGAUGGGAUUUUUGAAUGAAUUAAAACAGGAUUUGCAUACUGCUCACAAACAUUAUACCCAUGCUUAUAAUAGUUUAUUAGAGAUACGGAUAGUAGAUACAAAUGCUCUGGAAAUUCGAACCAUAGCAGGUUUCGUAAAUUACAAACUUUGUCGCUUAUUAUUUGCUUUAAAUCUACCUCGUGAUGCUAUUUCUCAAUUCAAGGCACACAUCGAUAGAUUUAAAGCUAGAAUGGGAUUCCAUGACUUGACUUUUGAACAUUAUGCCUGGUUAUCCAAACAGUAUUCUGUUUUUGGUGAUACUUUCGAUGAGGCUGUCAAACUAGGUUUACCAGCUGUACAGACUCAGCACCCAGGAAUCUAUUAUCAACAAGCCGCACAAUUUUGUAUACAGAGAAAAAAAUUGUGUCAGGAACUUUGUUCAAAUGUAAUUGCUUAUCCUGAGCCCGAUCCUCUACAAGGAGCUGAACAUAUGGAAUUUUAUGGACAGAGACCUUGGAGGCCAGGAAAAUUAACUUCUGAACCGCCGGAUCCACAACUAGAGUCGAGUGGGAUACAAGCUUUGCAGUUUUUAGAAAAGCAGAUAAAUCAUUCUAACCUGAUAAUAGCCUUGUAUGGUUUGGCAAUAUCACAGUAUAAAACAUAUAGAUGCCCGAGGACAAGAAGACAUUUAGUUUUACAAAUGGCAGAUGAAUAUUACGAUUCUAAAGAUUAUGGAAAGGCAUUAACAUUGUACACGCACAUGUUAUGGGAUUUUCGGAAUGAGAAAUGGUGGAGUAUAUUGUCUGUAAUAUUAGAAAAAGCUAUAUUAUGUUCGUUCUUAACAGCAAACGUACAAGAUUAUGCCAUAUUAGCCAUAGAAUUACUUGGAAGUAACAUUACAACACCUUUGAAUGAAAAAUGAAGAAUUUAUGAGAAUCUAAUCAGAAUAUUCAAGAAACAAAUACCAUUUGGUGAUCCUAAAUUAUCACAAGACAUAUUACAAAAUGCAAUAAUCUUAUGGCAACCGGUUUUUACAGAAAAAUCUCUCGAUAUAUCUUUAGAUGUUAGUAAAAUGACAAGCUGUUUAUCAGUUAAAGCAAGGUUUUUAAAAAAAUCCUACGAAAUCGAUCAGAUUGUGAAGGCGGAAAUAUUCAUAAGAUCCACAUGCCCGUUUCCUCUACCCAUAUGGAAACUAGCGAUAUCUAUUGGUAAUCAGAAACAAAUGAUGCAGUACUGUGUACAAGAACUGGUGGAUACACCAUAUGUUUUCCACAAAGAUGAAAUUAAAAGGUUUCCCAUAGAUUUAGUAGCGGAUACGUAUGAUGUUAAUUCAGAUAUUCAGAUUUCAUCAGUGGAUAUAUUCCUCGGAAACCCCCCCAAUAGUUCCGUGGAUCUAAAGUUUUCUACAUUGACUAAUACAGAUUCAAACCAUUUCGAAUUGAUCCAUUUCAAAUAUAAUUCAAACAAAAUCGAUUUUGAUAACAUCCGAAUGUUACAUCAAGCAACUAUAGUACCUAGAGAAUCUAAACUCAGAGUAGAUUUUAUUCAUAAUGAACCUGCUUUAUCUGGAGAAUGGUACGAAAUUAAAAUCAAUGUUAAAAAUGAGGAAUUGUAUGGUAUUGAGGAUUUGAAAGUGGAAGUAUGGAUUGAAGAAGAAAUAAAUGAUGUGAAAUUGUCUUUAGAACCUACAGAUAACAAAAGUAAAGUGAACUUGGAGUUGCAAAUUCCCACGAAUUUAGAAGCGAAAGAUACAAUUAGUUCUAUAAAUUUUUUUGUAAAAUCUAGUAUUGUGUGCAAGUGUAACAUACAAGUGAAAUUAACUUAUACGCUUAAAGACGAAAAGAGGAUAAUGAGUAUAAAAUCGGAAAAAAUAACUUUGAAUGUUAUCAAACCGUUCGAAGUGUCUACAAAAUAUUUAUCACUUCUUAUGGCGGAAAUUGAUAAGUUUUAUAUUGGUGAAGAAUUUGCCGUUAUGAAUUAUAUAAAAUUCGUUUCGCCGUGGCCAAUUAUCAUUGAAAAUACAAAAUUUGAAUACGCAUACCCGGUGAGUUCAGCCGAAGAAAAUUACACCAGUCAAAUAGCCGAUAAAAUUUUCAAUAGGGACGAAAUAGGUGCCGAAUUGCAUUUAGCGACGUGCAACAAAAAUACAGAUCAAUUCGUCAACAUUGGACAAUAUAUAAUAAAUUGGAAAAGAGAAAACGGUUAUAGUACUUGUACUUCAUUAGCUGUCAUCGGGUUAUCUUGUGAUUGGUUACCGAUUGGUUUAAGAAUGUAUGCUCCCUCUUACGGAUUUGUUAGAACCCCAAUGGUCUUGGAAUACCACAUAGAAAAUAGAUCCCAGGAACUUAUCCAAUUGGAUUCAUCUAUGGAAGCCAGUGAUCCUUUCAUGUUUUCCGGGUAUAAACAGGUUUCGAUGUCCAUUUCUCCGAUGUCGACGAAAAUAUUGAAGUACAAUUUGAACCCUUUGAUAGCUGGGAAUGUAGUUUUGCCGAAAUUGAGUUUGAAAGUUCCAGAAAUUGGGGAUAACGAAAAAUCGGUUAUAAAACCAGAACAAUUGAAUUCUUUGACAGCUAGAAUGCUACAAACACAUAUUUAUGUAAUGCCACAAGCAAAAGGGGACUCAAAACAAUCCUCUGAAAUGCUUCCGGUCGCUGUUAUAGGAUAAGAUAUAAAAUAAAAUGUUUUUUUUAAUUUAAUCAAAAUAGAAAAUAGUUCAAAGUCGAAGAAACUAAUGUAUCUUCAUCUAUUUUCGUCAAUCAAACAUUGUUCUUAUGAACGAGUCUUCUAAUCCAUAAUCGUUAUAAAUUUGACUUUUAAAUAUUUUCUGGAUGAAUUUUAAUUGAUAUUGUUAUGAAAAUUUUAUAUAUUCAGUUUUAUUAAAAGUAUUUAUGAAUAUA